GACGCUGGAGCUAGCCAGAAACACCGGCACCUCAUCGAUGGCGGCGGGCGGCGUGUGGGUGUUCCGGAAGGACGGGGUGAUGGAGCUGGAGCGGGAGGCGUCGAGCCGGAAGGCGCUGGUGUACGUGCCGGCGAACGAGACGAUGCGGUCGCUGCGGGCGCUGGAGCGGCGGCUGGCGUCGCUGGGAUGGGAGCGCUACUACGAGGACCGCGCCGUCGUGCAGCUCCACCGCCGCGACGGCAGCCUCGACCUCAUCUCGCUCCCGCGAGACUUCGCGCGCUUCCGCUCCGUCCACAUGUACGACGUCGUCGUCAAGAACCGAGGCCACUUCAAGGUCGUCGACCUCUAACUCUGUAAGCAUCCUGUGCGUCUCACUCUCACCGCCCAGUCAAGCUUGCAAGGUGAAAAAAAAACCUACUUUCCCCGGCCAGUCCAGCUUGCAAGAUGUGUCUGUGUGUUGGUCGUUGUACGGUGUACGUGUGAUCGAUCCCUGUGUAACAAAUGUAUGCCUUGUACUGUUUGGCGAUUUCCGUGUU
Molecule: messenger RNA, 536 nt
Organism: Triticum aestivum (bread wheat)
Lineage: Eukaryota; Viridiplantae; Streptophyta; Magnoliopsida; Poales; Poaceae
Product: flowering-promoting factor 1-like protein 5
Exons: 1
Coding region: 38-349 (103 amino acids)
Biological process (GO): regulation of flower development
Source: RefSeq, a predicted model, not a curated record